CAGCUGGGGAGCAUCUUCACUGGCAGCCAGGGUGUGGAUUGAAACUUACCUGGCCAGCUGUCAGCAGCAACUCUGAAGGCAAGAAGACAUUUGAGUUCUACAAUGGAGUCUAUUGUUGUAGGAAACAACAAGUUUUGCUUUGAUUUUUUCCACAAGAUAAGCAAAGAUGACCAUCAUAAGAAUAUCUUUUUCUCUCCACUGAGCCUUUCAGCUGCCUUUGGCAUGAUCCACCUGGGGGCUAGAAGUAACAGCGCACAUCAGAUCAAUGAGGUACUACACUUCAAUGAACUUUCGCAGAAUGAAAGCAAAGAACCUGAGCCGUGUUUAAAAGGCAAUAAAGAGGUGCCAAUUGAUGACUGUCCAACAGGGCAGAAGCAAACAACGGGGUCUCCGGAUGUGCAGCCUGAAUCCUCAAGCAAUGAGAGUGAACUGCUUAGCUGUUACUUUGGGAAGCUUCUAUCCAGAUUAGACAGGAUCAAAGACUUCGACACCCUGAGUAUGGCCAACAGGCUUUAUGGUGAGCAGGAAUUUCCAAUUCGUCAGGAGUACUUAGAUGGUGUGAUUCAGUUCUACCACACGACGGUUGAAAGUAUUGAUUUCCAGAAAAACACUGAAAAAUCUAGACAGAUGAUUAACUUCUGGGUUGAAAGUCAAUGCCAAGGUAAAAUCAAGGAACUGUUCAGCAAGGACACUAUCAGUGAUGCAACUGUGCUGGUGCUGGUGAAUGCUGUCUACUUCAAGUCCAAAUGGGAAAAGAAUUUUGAUUGUAAAAAUACAGUUGAUGCACCCUUCUUUCUAACUGAGAAUGAACAGAAGAGUGUGAAGAUGAUGAAUCAGAAAGGCCUGUUUAGAAUCGGCUUCAUCGAGGAGCUGCAGGCACAGAUCCUUGAAAUGAGGUACACCGUGGGGAACCUCAGCAUGUUCGUCCUGCUGCCAUCUCUCUCUGCAGAUAAUGUGAAGGGCCUGCAGGAGCUUGAAAGAAAAAUAAGCUAUGAAAAAAUAGUGACCUGGAGCAGUUCAGAAAACAUGUCAGAAGAAAAAGUAGCCGUCUCCUUCCCCCAGUUCACCUUAGAAGACAUCUACGAUCUCAAUUCUGUCCUACAAGACAUGGGCGUUACUGAUAUCUUUGAUGAAACCAAGGCCGAUCUUACCGGAAUCUCCCCAAGUCCCAGUCUGUACUUGUCCAAAACCAUUCACAAGGCCUUUGUGGAGGUGGAUGAAGUUGGCACCCAGGCAGCUGCAGCCAGUGGCGCUGUUGGUGUGGAGAAGUCACUGCCGUCUUGGGUGGAGUUUAAUGCUAACCACCCUUUUCUCUUUUUCAUCCAACACAACAAAACCCAAACCAUUCUUUUCUGUGGCAGGGUCUACUGUCCCUGAAAGGGGCACACUGCGGUGGGAAGAAAAUGGCGACACAGUCUUCCCCUUGCAUUGCAUGAGCACUUGCAUUUCUGCUACUAUCUGAAGUUGACUGUAUUCUAUUACCAGCUGGUUGCUCUUUUCCUUCACCCAUCAGUCUGAGUUUGUCCUGAUCUUUCUCUUACCUCAAAGUUGAUUUUUCUUUCUCUGUUAGUUCUGAAAGGAUCUCACUUCCUCCCUAUCCACCUUACUUCCUCUCUAUCUUUUACUACCCUAAACUUUCAGUUACCUUCCUCCUUGUGAAGGAAUACUAAAAGUUCAAAUCAUUAGACUGAGAAGCAUCUGGCUCUCCCAUUUUUCCUCAUGGAGUGGAGGGGGCAUGGCUUGGCUAGGGGCUGUCAUGCCCUUCCCCUAAUUUCCUCCUUCAGUGACUGGGACAGCUUGUUUUGGUGUCCUCUCUGGCUACCUAGUGGUGUCCUACUUAGCUAUCUAGUGGUAUCCUAUUUAACUAUCUACUGGUGUCUUACUUGGCUAUCUAACAGCUAUUCUCUACUCCAGUGUGAGUGCAGCUUGACUAUCAGCAUGGUGACCCCUCCCAGCUCCUGCCAUUUUAGACCAUACUGUUGCCUUUUUGAAGAAGGGAGGAUGCACCCUGGCUUGGCUAAAAUCAGGGAAUGGGGCAUCUAGGCCCGUUGUUAAUAUCUUCUACAUUCACAGCCAGCCUUCCAGAAGAUUCUCUGGUUUUAGUCCUCCUCCCUCACUGGAUCUCUGCCUGAACAGCUGAGGGUGUCCUGGAGCACUGCACCAAUCACAGGUCUGUAGUUGGACCAAUCACAUGCCCACACUUGCUAUGUAAGCAUCACUCCCUACACACUCCUCUGUUUAGUCUAGGGGGCUACCUCCAGUGUACAUACCCUCCUGUGCUGUAGUACAGGCCCUCUUAAAAUAAAGAGUUGCUUUUGUGGUCCUAUCAACCUGCUCAUGAUUUAAUUCUCAGGUAGUGUGGGCUCUAAGAGUCUUGUAAAUCUUACCCUGAGUAGUAUGGACAGAGUGGUUGGUUAAACAGAAAGACAGCAAUAAACACUGAGGGUCAUUUGCAAUGAAGAACCCUAGAGACCAGCAGCCAGUAAGCUCAGUAGCAGAGACCAGCACUCAGCCGAGUUGACCUAUGAUGUUCAGCAAAAACUGGUGCCAAAUGGUGGCAAUUGGCAGAGGCAGUGAUCAGUUACUGGGUGUGUCAGCUGUUGGUGUCCAGCAUUAUCUGGUGUUCCUUGGUGACAUCAGGACUGUUAGCAGAGAUGCACUUUGCCAAUUCUUAAUUUCAGAAUUAUGCAAAAGAACCUCCAGCUGACUGGCAACAAGACUGCUUCUGAGAGAUGGCAUAUGCAGAAACCACUUUAACAUAGGUUGCAAGAGAAAAGGUUUGAAAUGUAUUUGGGAGACUCAGCUCUGUUUCUAGGGCAGUUAUAAUCAUGACCAUCACCAGGUGAGGUGUGCUGUUCUUCCUCUAGUCUCUUCUAUUACAUGCAAGAUGUCUCUGAGGACUUUUCAUUGGGAGAAGGUCAGGUUCAGGAGUAUAGUUAAGUGAUAGCCAGUGGUGUGUGAAUUCCCCAUCUAACAUUCCCCAUGCAGCUUCUCACAUAGCUGGAGCAAGAGAAUGAUAUUAAUAUUGUGAAUUUGACACUGAUCCAGCAAAGUGAAAAGUGGAUUUUAAAAAGUUUGUCUCAGUUUUCCAUAUUGAAUCUUCUAAGGUGCUUCCCUAACAUUUCCCCCUGCCUUUUCUUCACUGCCUUCCUCAGAGAAUCCCCAUUGAUUACUCCUGACUACCAGUGUGAGUCUGCUCAGUGGAAAGGGGGAUGCUGCCACUAUCGUGGAUGCCUGGGACUCCAUGCCUCUUUGCCUGCUCUUUGGCAGCAUGAACCCAUUUGUUCUGCCAAAGGCUGUAUGCCUGUCCACAUAGUGAGAACAAUUCUGGGCCUCAAUGCAUGUGGAGACCCUUUUCAGGAAUGGUGUUGGCUUCAUCAAACUCUGGGCUUCUAAAAGCUAGACUCCUCAAAGAUCAGAUUCCUGGGUCCUCCAGUUCUAUUCUCUGAUAGAGCAAUCUGAGUUUAUGAUCUUUGCUUUAGCUAAGAUUUCUGGACUGACCCCUUGCAUAUCUCAAAUCAAGAAAUCACUCACUUAUUUCUUCAGCAUGAAUUUUGGUCUUGUGAUUCAAUUUUCUGACUUGGACAUAUGACUGUCCUUCUUUCAGCUGCCACUGGACUGGGUAAGGCUGUUACAGCAGGUUUCACAAGAAUACGUGGGUUAAUUUUACCUGAUUUGAUAUUGCCCUCUUCUGCUACCCCACUGUGCUUGAGAGAGAGAUUCCACAUUCUUCACUUAGCCUUCUCAUUAUUAUAGCUCAUUUAUGGAAUAAAACAAUUUUUUAU
Chinchilla lanigera (long-tailed chinchilla) is the source of this 3785-nucleotide messenger RNA. RefSeq names its product serpin peptidase inhibitor, clade B (ovalbumin), member 12 (gene Serpinb12). Gene Ontology annotation, molecular function: serine-type endopeptidase inhibitor activity. The coding region runs from base 103 to 1377 and encodes 424 amino acids. NCBI's taxonomy places the organism in Eukaryota, Metazoa, Chordata, Mammalia, Rodentia, Chinchillidae. Gene Ontology annotation, biological process: negative regulation of endopeptidase activity. The record is from RefSeq and is a predicted model, not a curated record. The transcript is spliced from 9 exons.